Messenger RNA from Babesia bigemina, 5394 nucleotides. RefSeq lists its product as hypothetical. Lineage: Eukaryota; Apicomplexa; Aconoidasida; Piroplasmida; Babesiidae. Bases 1 to 5394 code for a protein of 1797 amino acids. The record is from RefSeq and is a predicted model, not a curated record. The transcript has a single exon.
AUGGCGGCGAAAAAUGGAAUUCCGCCUCUUAACACUCUUAAGGAUUGUCUUGUGUUCCUGGAGUGGUUGAAUAGCGGUAAAGGUCCAAAAAAACUAGUGGUAACUUCAUUUGUUCAAAAAUUGAAACAUUAUUUUCCGGGAAUGCCCGGACUUAAAGGCCCACUGCAAACUGAAUUUUUCAGAUUCCUUGAAAAUGUCUCGCUGAUAUAUAAAAAAUUGUCAUCUCAGCAAGUUACGAGAUGGGGCACUUAUACAGGCAAACCAAAUGAUAUUCUUGACGCACUUUUAGAAUGCACCCCUAAGUUACUUGCUGCGCUUUCUUUCAUACAGUAUCACGUGGAUGGCGCGUUUAGCGGUGUUGGAGGUGGAGAUUGGGCUUCACUGUCUCCUAUGUCCGGAAAUUUUCAGACGUUUUUGACUAGUGGGAAUAACAUUAUCGAAGGUGGGUUUGAUGCCGGAGAGCUUAGUAGUGUACAGGGUGGCACACUAGUAGAGGAUUUAAAAAAAAUUUUGAAUAAAGACGCUGCUAAAGGAAAGACAGGGUAUGAUCACCAUCGAAAUGUGAUUAUGACUACUUUGGAAAAACAGUGGAAUACCUUCAACACUGGGAACACUGCCCUUCUGGUUUACGCAUUUUGCCAGUUGGUUACCAAGACGAGGGAACCUGAAGGCGGGGCGUUUAAAAAGGCGUUAGAGAAGGGCCAUGGAAACAAGAUAUGUUGGCAAGAUUUAAAAAACCAUUGUCAACAUCUACAUGGACACAUUGAAAUACUGACUGGCGCAGGGUUUUCUUUUACAGGUAUGUGGAUUGGACCUAAAAACGUAGUCCAUUUCGCUGAAAAAGCCGGAAGAUGGUUUAGAGAAAACUUGCAAAAAGCCGCCAGCGAAAUGAAAGGCAUGAUACCUCACUCAAUACAUUCGCAGAUGACUGUACUUCAAUCAUUUGCCGAGGAUAAACUCUAUCCCCAUGGGUUCAUUUUUGACGGGAGUAACAACAGCGUGCGGUCCAAGCCACGUAAUUUAGAUGAUUGGAAUCCUAUAUUUCAAAAGUUCAAUCAGCUGGAUGCAAUGCUGACGAGGCUUAAAGAUAUAUUGGAUGGUUAUGAAUGCGGCUCUGCGACCGUCGUCACCAAAGCCGAGGCGGCGAAGCCGACUGCCACUAAAACCGAAGCGACUAAAACGGAGGCUACAAAGCAUGCGGCCACUCAUGUAAAGGCGGUGCAGCCACCUGCCACUACAACAAUAGCUACGCCACCUCCGGGUGGAAAUACCAAAGGAACUCCAAAUCAAGGCCAGACAGUGAGGGGAGCGCAGAACACGGGAAGCAGAAAUAAUGUAGCUCCAAGUCAAAAUAGUGGUCAAAGUGAACAAAAGCCUGCAAUAUCAUCAGCCGGCACAUCUUCAUUUAAGCCUCCCGGUGGUAUAGGAGCGCCAGUAUCGACAGGGGCUAAAGGUGAGAAAGGCCCCCUAGGGCAUCCUAGUACCGUGUCUACAACAUCUUUUCCGCGUCAAAAUAAUGUUCAACGACAAUCUCCAUCUCAACCGCAACCAGCACAACCCCCUCAAGCCCCUCCCACCGGUCCUCCUGCAGCCCAUGGCUCCACUAGUCAGCCGGGUAGCGGGGGUGGGAGUACAAAUGGAGGUGGUGAUGCGGGUAAAAAGGCUGCCGCCUCUCCAGCUCCGAAACCUCAGACUCCCAGUGGUACAAGUUCACGCCCUCGGGCAUCUGUUGUCCCUGCUCCGGGUGGUGCCCCUAGUACCGGUGGUAGUCAGGGUCUUCCUGCCGCUGGUCAACCAGGCGUUAAGGGGCAGGGUUCACAGAGUGGUGUUCCUCAAAGUUUACAGCCUACUGGCGCUCACGUUCCUGCGUCUCCUCAGUCACCGAGUGUUAAAGGUUCAGGCGCUCUGUCAUCUGUUGAUUCUGCCUCCGGUGGUGGUCAGGGGUCUUCUGGUGCUGGUCAACAAUAUGGUAAGGGGCAGGGUUCACCGGGCGGUGGUAGUCAAGAUUCACAGUCUAAUGCCUAUCCACAGGCUGCUCUUUCUCAGCCUCCAAGUGCUCCACCUCUAGGCCCCUCGUUAUCUAGUGUCCCUGCUCCCGGUAAUGGUACGGGGUCUACUUCUGUGACUGGUCAACCAGGUGGUGAGGGGCACGGCGCACCGGGAGGUGGUCAUAAAGGUCAACAGCCUGAUUCCGCUUCAUCAUCUGGACAAUCUUCAACACCAGGUGGUACUACCCAAGGCCCUCGGGCAUCCAACGUCCCUGUUACUAGUAAUGGUCCGGGGCAGGUUGGGCAGACGACAUCUUCUGGUUCUGCUAAACCAGGUUAUCAAGGUACAUCGCAAAGUUCCACCACCGCUGCUACUACGACAUCCACUGGCAUGGCUCCUGAUUCAGGUGGCGGUGGAGGGGUUGGUGGGAGUAAUGGGAAGGUGGAUCCUGAGGAAGAACGGUUGAGAGAGCACCUGGAAGUAUAUGGAAGCAAAGUACAAAAAAGAAAUUAUGAUGCCAGAAAAAACAUGGAGAACAUAUGGAAAAAGGCUCAAGAAAAGUUCGAAAAAAUCAAUGAAACAAAAUUCCGAGCCAAAUUAGAUGAAAGGCGUAAUACACAAACCGCAGUAAAUAGACCUCAGCCGCCACCCAUCCCUCGUACUCAGCCCAUCCCUCAUGCUCCCGCGCCUUACCCCCUGCUGCCCGGUGUCCCACCUGGUCGUGGGCGUGAUUACUAUGAAUCACGGGGGAGGGACAUCGGACAGGGGAAUAGGGGUGUUCAAGAUGCUGAGAUUCCCAUAUCUCUCGGCGGAGAAGCUGUUGUAGACACGGAUUUGAAAAAACUGCAAGAUGAAUGGAAUAACAGAAUCGAAGCGGAUGAGAAACGUAAACCAUUAGACUGGCUCAAUCAGGCGUCUGCAGAUCUGAAACAAUUAAUGGCAUUCAGUCUUGAUGGGGCAGAAGUGUCCGACGUCACAAAUCAAGUAGGAAAGUAUGUAAAGAAUACUAUGGGUUCAGAUGUUACGGCCACCCUAAAUCGAAAUGUUGUCACUUCAGCAAUGUACGAUUUAGACGGCGACGUAGUCGCAGGUCUUGAUGAUCCCGACAUGGUGGCUGUCGACGGAGCAGAAAUAGCGGAACAGAAACAUGUAUACAGUGUAUACCCGGCAUAUAUGGACGGUUUAGAAGUAGAUGCGAUUGAUGGGGAUGCAGUGAUGUCUGACUCUGACGAUUCCCUUGUACCUGGUAUUGACGAUCCAACAGUUGCCGAAUUAAACGGCACAGAAAUUGCAGAAGUCGUGCAUGAAACUCAGGAUAAAGAAUGGAAGGCAGAACUUCAGGAAAGUUAUGAUGAACUGUUGCGCAACUCUGGAUUCACAGGAAUGUCCAUACCAAACUCGAAAGGCAUAUGGCGUCCGGUAGAUCCACAAGCUCGAACAUAUGAUAACCCUGUUAGCGGUGACCCUAUUAAAGCCCCUGACCGCCCUUCUACGUUGGAAAUUACAGGUAACCCUAUUUCGGCUCCUAAUCUAAAUGUUCGCCUGCAGCCUCUUCCCAUUGACAUAGAAGUCAGGGACUUCAAUUCACGCGACCAUGUAUUGAAAUCUGAAAUUAAUCACCGCCCGGCUCUGCCGGUUGUGGAAAAUAUGAGACUAGCCUCAACUUCCAUAACUCACCCCCGGAUGCCUAUGGCAUCGCCUGAUGUUAAUGGGAAUUACGAUGAUUCCUCCACCUGGGGAGAAUUUAAAGACUACGCAUUUGACAUUGCACCAAAUCCCAACAUGUGCAAUAAUCCUUGGAAUUACGUUAAUAAUUCCACCACUGCAGCAACGAUACCCCCUCCACCAGACUCCGACCAUCUACCGCCUCCCACCAACGUCAAGGCCAUGCUCUUCUGGCUGGUCGGUCUCAAUGCGUACGGACUUAUUGCCAAGAUGGAGAGACAUAUGGAAAAUAUACUCAAUGAAAUCAACGGCGAUACAUUCUACCCUAAGUAUGCCCUCCAGGUCAACGGGGAUCUAUACUCCUUGUCCGCAUCUCAUAUCGCCGACACCCUUACCGAGGCUUGUCUCUACUCCGCACACGUCCUGAACGGAAUAAUGCGUAUGCAAUCCGGCGAUGCUCUAUCUGACAUCGACUUCAAAUCAGAAUAUACUAAGUUUUGUUACUCCCCCGACGCCGCCUCUCUUCUCUGCCAGCUGCGGGACUACGUCUACGCCUGCCACUACCAGUUGCAGUUCCUGAAGGCGCAGUGUAAUCGAGAUAAAUAUCAUGGUGGGUGGAAGAGUUAUGACUACGGCAGUGAUUCCAAGGUACAAUCUCCCCUCCAGUCGUUCCUGACCGAUGGCUGGGACUCCACCUUCAAGACUCACCUCUUCGACCCAUACAACCUGUGCCACAAGAGCCGCGUCAGGAUGGGAUUCAAAAAAAGUGAUUUGCCUGAGAAAUCACAAAAUGGCGCCACCCUUUCUGCCAUCCUCACUCCCAGCUGCGGCGGCGAUGACCCCAUCCUGACAUUGUGCUCCUACCUCAACUGCAUCACCAGGCGGACGCCGAGGACGACAGGGGAGCUUGUCUCGUACUUCCACCAUAUCGGCAUCGAGUUGCACGAGUAUGCGUCAAAGUCAUUGUCUCCACUAGGAAACUCACUCCUCAAUCCACAUCCCGACUGCCCCGACUGGGACCAUCUUGGUCUCUACGACCUUGGAGCUGUCAAGGGCAUCCGGGGUUCCGAGUCUCUCAUAUCCAAACACAACUCCAGCCACGACAAUGACCAUCCCCGUACCCUUUCCACACUGGUUGGCUGCGGCGAUGACUCUUCCAACUGCCAUCCACGUAUGUCUCCCAUCACGUACCGGGCGUACGCCCUGUACUCCCAGAGCUUCGCCCACACCUACCUCAGCUGGACGGUGUACCUGCCGGACAGACUGUGGGAGUCACUUGAAAAACUGCACUACGAACUCAAGAAGCAUGUUAGUAUCAAGUGUUCAUCCCUCCACCUGUGUUCCACUGCCCUGCCCCUCCUCUACACUCACGGGUUCACGCCGCCGGAGGUGGGAUCGCAGCCGACACUCACAUGUCAACAGGUCAUCGCCAAGCUGAAGGAAAUUGUCAACGGUGGGCCUAUCGCAACACUCAUGACCGCCAUGGACAAUUUCCUCUUCACCAUCCGGGAGCCAUUCAUCUUCACCCUGGUGGCACUCUGGUCUCUCGCAUUCCUCAUCUGUGCCAAGACAAUGCUAUACCGCCUGGACGUGCUCCACAUCCGAUCACACCUUAUUCGCACCAAGGCUUCUCACCACAUCGACGUCAAGGCCCUGCUCACAAAAGGCCGGAAGAUGCUCUCACUUUACAAUGACGUCGACUACUUCGACGAGGACCCUAUUGGUUAUGUUGGUGUCUAA